AUGAUGAGAACUCUUAUCACCACACACCCACUGCCCCUGCUUCUAUUGCCGCAGCAGCUGCUGCAGCCAGUGCAGUUUCAAGAGGUGGACACAGAUUUUGAUUUCCCAGAAGAAGAUAAAAAAGAAGACUUUGAGGAGUAUUUGGAACAAUUUUUUAGUACAGGGCCUACCAGACCACCUACCAAAGAAAAAGUCAAAAGACGUGUCCUUAUUGAAUCUGGAAUGCCACUAAAUCAUAUAGAGUACUGUACCCAUGAAAUCAUGGGAAAAAAUGUUUACUACAAACACCAUUGUGUGGCAGAACAUUACUUCCUUCUUAUGCAAUAUGAUGAGCUCCAAAAAAUCUGUUACAACAGAUUUGUGCCAUGUAAGAAUGGAAUUAGGAAAUGUAACGGGAGCAAAGGUCUUGUAGAAGGAGUGUAUUGUAAUUUAACAGAAGCAUUUGAAAUACCAGCGUGUAAAUACGAAUCACUUUAUAGGAAGGGCUAUGUCCUUAUCACUUGUUCAUGGCAAAAUGAAAUGCAAAAACGUAUUCCUCAUACUAUAAAUGAUCUCGUGGAGCCACCUGAACACAGAAGUUUCCUCAGUGAGGAUGGUGUCUUUGUCAUACCGCCCUAG
Pan troglodytes (chimpanzee) is the source of this 618-nucleotide messenger RNA. RefSeq names its product ribonuclease A family member 9 (inactive) (gene RNASE9). Gene Ontology annotation, biological process: defense response to Gram-positive bacterium. Lineage: Eukaryota; Metazoa; Chordata; Mammalia; Primates; Hominidae. The record is from RefSeq and is marked provisional. Gene Ontology annotation, molecular function: nucleic acid binding.